AUGUCGACAAAUGAUAUCCAAUUAUCCUCUUUGAGAAAAGAGUUGAAAGACUGGGAACAUAAUUUUAUUAAUAUUCAACAUCGAUCACCAACCAAGAAAGAUAUCAAUGCAAAUCCAUCGAUACAAUACAAAUAUAAACAAUAUUCGAAAUUGAAGAGAAAUCAAUCCAAAAAAUCUAGUUCAAAUGUUACUAAGAUGCAAAAUCAUACACAGAGAAGCCAUGAAAUAAGGAGUCCCAUAGUGAAACAUGAUGAAAAAAGUACAAUUAUUGAAAUUGGACCGACGCCCCAGAUAUUUGGGAAAUCUAUAAGCAUAUUUGAAUUAAAUUUAUCACCUGUGAAGAGAAGGUUACAAAUACCUAACAAAACUAAUAAACUUCUCGAAGAUGAUAACCUCUAUAAUGAAUCCACCACUAAGAUCGAUAAUGACAUAUUUGGAAUGGAUUUUAACAAUUCGCCAUUUGUUGAUGAACCAGUAGACAUUCAACCUAGUAGUGAUACAAUUAUUGAUACUACCACAACUUCUAUGGAACCAGAAAUGGGUAAAUUAAUGGUACCCAUAUUGAAAAAUUAUGGACCUAAUUCUCCGUUAAAGUUACCAUCCGAUCUAAGUGUUCAAAUACAGUCUCAUACACCAAGUAUAAAAAGAAGAAUACGUUCUAUGCAAGAUAAUGAUUCGUUGAAAUAUACACCACCAUCACUAUGGAAAAGAAAUAUUUCUAAAUCAUUAAAAGAUCUUGAAGAUGAAUUCAUUGAGGCAUCAAAGACGUUUGUCCCAAUGCAUACACAUAAUUCAGAACAACAGAAUGAUAAUGAUAUAAAUGGUAUAGAAGGUUCUUCAACAAACAGUAAGAAUAAUGACUAUAACAAUGAUGAUAAGGACAUAAUACCUAAAGGAAAAAGAAGGAAAUUCCGUAUUAGAAGAUUUGACGAUAGAUUUAUGAAGACUGAUAAUUCUACUACACUUAAGAUCAAUUUACAUAAAAAGAUGCAUAAAUUAAAGAAAAAACAAUUACGAAAGAUAAUGAAGGAUUUAAAUAUAGAAGAUCAAACAAUUCUCAGUGAAAGUGAAGAUGACAGUAGUGAAGACGAAGAUGAAAAUAACGUUAUUACUUCUCAAAAGAAGAAAUCAUCACGUAAGAAGAAAUAUAAUUUAGUCAGUAACAAUUUCAGAAGAUUGAAAUUACCAUCAAAGAAACGUAAUAAUUUCACCAAGCGGUUCCAUAGACGCUAG
Molecule: messenger RNA, 1233 nt
Organism: Maudiozyma saulgeensis
Lineage: Eukaryota; Fungi; Ascomycota; Saccharomycetes; Saccharomycetales; Saccharomycetaceae
Source: the annotation of a GenBank genome assembly